Microsporum canis CBS 113480 is the source of this 3342-nucleotide messenger RNA. Its product is annotated as chromatin remodelling complex ATPase chain ISW1. Gene Ontology annotation, biological process: regulation of transcription by RNA polymerase II; nucleosome organization. Bases 1 to 3342 code for a protein of 1113 amino acids. Lineage: Eukaryota; Fungi; Ascomycota; Eurotiomycetes; Onygenales; Arthrodermataceae. The record is from RefSeq and is a predicted model, not a curated record. Gene Ontology annotation, cellular component: nucleus; chromatin. Gene Ontology annotation, molecular function: ATP-dependent chromatin remodeler activity; ATP hydrolysis activity; ATP binding. The transcript has 5 exons.
AUGUCUCCGGUGCAAGAACUCCCUUCUACGGGAGAUGAGGAUGUAACCAUGACUGAUGCUGUCGAGUAUCAGCCGUCAGAGGAUGCGCAUGAGGACCAAGAUAUGAAGGAGUAUCAAGAUACACCGGAUUACACGGAUUCCGAUACCAACCCAAAUACCACCGCAAGUAGUGUUGCUGGCGAUGCUGCUCCAGAUGCCCGGAAAAGAAGGACGGAAGCAUCCCAGUUACGCAAAAGUGUUCUUGGUAAGAAACACGGACGUCUUGACGAAUCAAUGGAAGAUGAUUCAAUUCGGCGAUUUCGCUAUCUACUCGGAUUAACCGACUUGUUCCGCCACUUUAUCGACACUAAUCCUAACCCUCGAAUAAAGGAAAUUAUGGCUGAGAUUGAUCGCCAGAAUGAAGCAAAAUCAAGUUCGAGAAAGGGAGCAACGAGAAAAGGCGGUGCUGCAGGAGAACGCCGGCGAAGGACGGAACAAGAAGAGGACGCCGAGCUUUUAAAAGACGAAAAACGAGGAGGAAAGACCGAAACUGUCUUCCAGCAAUCACCUUCAUUCAUUCAAGGAGGUGAAAUGCGUGAUUACCAGAUAGCCGGUCUGAACUGGCUUGUUUCAUUACAUGAAAACGGUAUUUCGGGCAUAUUAGCGGAUGAGAUGGGCCUGGGAAAAACUCUCCAGACUAUUUCGUUUUUAGGUUAUCUUCGACAUAUCUGUGGAAUAACAGGGCCCCACCUCGUCGCUGUCCCGAAGUCGACUUUGGAUAACUGGAAACGAGAGUUUGGCAAAUGGACACCGGACGUUAACGUCUUGGUUCUGCAGGGAGCUAAAGAUGAACGACAUCAACUCAUCAACGAGCGGCUUGUUGAUGAGAAAUUCGAUGUGUGCAUUACCAGUUACGAGAUGAUCCUCAGAGAAAAGUCGCACUUGAAGAAAUUUGCCUGGGAAUAUAUCAUCAUCGAUGAAGCGCAUCGAAUCAAGAAUGAGGAGUCGUCCCUCUCCCAAAUUAUUCGUGUAUUCAAGUCUAGAAACAGACUUUUGAUCACAGGAACCCCUCUACAGAACAAUCUUCACGAACUAUGGGCAUUGUUGAACUUCUUGCUCCCCGAUGUCUUCGGUGACUCGGAGGCCUUCGAUCAGUGGUUCUCCAACCAAGAGGCAGAUCAAGAUACCGUAGUCCAGCAGUUACACAGAGUUCUAAGACCAUUUUUGUUACGUCGAGUAAAGAGCGAUGUGGAGAAGAGCUUGCUCCCGAAGAAGGAAUUGAACCUUUACGUCGGCAUGUCAGAGAUGCAAGUCAAAUGGUACCAGAAAAUCCUUGAAAAGGAUAUUGAUGCAGUAAACGGUGCUCAGGGAAAUCGAGAAUCCAAGACUAGGCUAGUAAACAUUGUUAUGCAACUGCGCAAAUGUUGCAACCACCCUUAUCUAUUUGAAGGAGCAGAACCAGGACCUCCUUAUACCACUGACGAACAUCUUAUCGACAAUUCAGGGAAAAUGGUCAUUCUGGACAAGUUGCUCAGUCGUUUGUUCAAGCAGGGCAGCAGAGUGUUGAUCUUUUCGCAGAUGAGCCGUGUCCUUGACAUAUUAGAGGAUUACUGUGUGUUCAGGGGACAUGAGUACUGCCGAAUUGAUGGUUCUACCGCCCACGAAGACCGUAUCCAGGCAAUUGACGAGUACAACCGCCCAGGUUCGGAGAAAUUUGUAUUCCUACUUACCACUCGCGCUGGUGGACUAGGUAUCAACCUCACAACUGCUGAUAUCGUCAUUCUCUUCGACAGCGACUGGAAUCCCCAGGCUGAUCUCCAGGCUAUGGACCGAGCUCAUCGAAUUGGUCAGACCAAACAAGUUGUUGUUUUCAGAUUCAUCACCGAGAAGGCAAUAGAAGAAAAGGUGUUGGAGCGAGCAGCCCAAAAGCUUCGAUUGGACCAGCUCGUCAUUCAACAGGGCCGUGCUCAGCAACAGGCUAAAAACGCGGCUUCCAAGGAUGAGCUGCUUAGCAUGAUCCAGCACGGCGCUUCUGAUGUAUUUAGUUCUACCGGAGGUACCUUCGGCAGCGGCAAAGAUAUUUCUGAAGAUGAUAUCGAGGCCAUCCUGAAGAAGGGUGAGGAGCGUACCGCUGAACUUAAAAACAAGUACGAAAAACUGGGAAUUGACGACCUUCAGAAAUUCUCUUCGGAGAAUGCUUAUGAAUGGAAUGGAAAAGAUUUCACAAACCGCAAGAAGGACAUAGGUUUAAAUUGGAUCAACCCUGCUAAGCGAGAGCGAAAGGAUCAGUCGUACACUAUAGGCAGUUUCUACAAGCAGACCUUUACAAAGCCUUCGGAGCCCAAGGCUAAAGUGCCCAAGGCUCCAAAACAGACCACCAUCCACGACUGGCAAUUUUUCCCACCGAAACUUCAACAACUGCAAGACAAAGAGACCGCGUAUUUUCACAAGGAGAUUGGCUAUAAAGCGGCACUCCAGGAUGGCCCUGAAGAAGGACUCAGUGAUAGGGAAGCAGAACGUGAGCUUGAGCAGCAAGAAAUAGAUAACGCUGUUCCCCUUACUACAGAAGAGCAAGAGGAGAAAGCCAAGCUAUCCACACAAGGUUUUUAUAAUUGGAAUCGACGAGACUUCCAGCAGUUCAUUAACGGCUCUGCUAAAUUUGGGCGCACCAAUUAUGAAGAAAUGGCAUCCGAAGUCGACAGUAAAACUCCUGAAGAGAUCAAAGAAUAUGCCAAAGUGUUUUGGAAACGAUACACCGAAAUCCUUGAUUACCCGAAAUAUAUCCGCAUUAUCGAGCAGGGCGAAGAGAAAAUGAGGAGAAUGAACCAGCAACGCAAGCUCCUCCACAAGAAGAUGGAACAAUACCGUGUUCCUCUCCAACAGUUAAAGAUCAACUACACCGUCUCAACCACAAACAAGAAAGUAUACACGGAAGAGGAAGAUCGAUUCUUACUUGUUAUGCUCGACAGGCAUGGAGUUGAUGGCGAAGGCUUGUAUGAGAAGAUCCGUGACGAGAUUCGAGAUAGCCCCCUUUUCCGAUUCGAUUGGUUCUUCCUCUCCCGCACACCCGUUGAAAUUGGCCGAAGAUGCACCACGCUAUUGAAUACCGUUGCUAGGGAGUUUGAGGGCGAUAGUAAAGAUUCUAAUAGCGAUAAUAAAUCCAAAGCCCGAGCGCGUGAGGAAGAAGUAGAAAACGGUGAUGUUAAUGGGCCAGCAAAGAAGAAAUCAAAGAAUAUUGCCGCAGUGAACAAGAAGCUCAAAGCAGUUCAAUCAUCUAGCAAAGCCACUUCCGCCAAUACAUCAAGAGCAGGGAGUGUCUCUUCAUCUGGUCCGACCUCUAAGAGCAAAUCAAAGAAGCGAUAG